Molecule: messenger RNA, 1524 nt
Organism: Effrenium voratum
Lineage: Eukaryota; Dinophyceae; Suessiales; Symbiodiniaceae
Source: the annotation of a GenBank genome assembly
CAAACACUUUGUGCCCCGGGGGUGGUUUGCCGCCAUCGCCAUGGUGCGGCGCCGAUCUGACCCCGAACCGCCAGCCCGGCGCGCGGCGGUGCUGGCAGUGUUGGUCUGCGGGGCGCGCUUGGCCUUCGUCCAGCCCCGCGCGGCCGCGCCGCGCGACCCCCGCACACUGGGCGGAGUUGCGCGCUACGCAGACACCGCCGAAAUGCUGCGGGAGCGACCAGAGAAGGUUGAGAAGCCUGAAACGGCUGAGAAGGUUGAGAAGGGUGAGUCGAAGGAGCUGGCGGACGCGGUGGCUGAGGCCCUGUCGCAGGCCGCGCUGUCUGCCGGCGCCGCCGCGGCCGCGGCCGCCGCCAGCGCAGGCCAAUCCGCCCAAAGCGCGCUGCAGAGCCGUGUGGACGAGGCCAAAGGCAAGCUGCAGGCGGAGAUCAAUGCCAUUCCCGUCAAGAUCAGCGCGGCGGCGCAGGAGGCCGUGGAGCAGCAGAAGCAGAAGAUCGCGGCGCUGCCGAAGCAAGUGGGGGAGAAAGCCUCAGAGGCGCUGGAGCGGAGGAAGCAGAAGCUGAAGGAGGAGGCGGAUGCCGCAGUGGAGCGCGCGAAGCAGGUGCCGCAGGAGGCGCUGGAGAAGGCGUUGCAGCGGCUGCAGAAGCUGCCGCAGGCGGCUUUGGACUCCCUAGCCCAGGCCGGCGAGGCGCAAGCGGCCGCCGCCCAGCGCUCCUUGCAGUCCGGCGUGGACGGGGCGCUGGAGGCCGUACAGUCGGCGCCCGGGCGAGCCUUCGGGGCGCUGCAACGGGCGCUGGAGGGCGUGGUGCAGGCGGCCGUAGGGAUGGUCCAGCGCCGCGUGGACGAGAUCUUUCAGGCCAUCGUAGACACCCCUGCUGCCGCGCAACGGGAGGUGUCGGAGGGUGUGGGCAAGAUCCCGGCCAAGGUGAAGGAGAGCGUGGGCAAGGCUGUGGGCGGCCGUUUGUCGGAGGCCCAGAGCGGGCUUCAGCAGCAGCUCACCGUGGCCCAGGACAGCAUCGAGCAAAAGCUCUCUGCCGCCAAGAAGCAAAUCGAGGAGAGCCCGGCAGCGACGGCCCAAUGGGUGAAGACAGGAGUGAAGAGCCGCAUUGAGGAGGCGCAGAAGGACACCGAGGAGCUUGUGCGUGAUGUGAAGGCCGCCCCAAAACUGAUCUCCGGGGCCGCGGGGACCGCCGCUGAGCGCGCCAAAGAGGCGGCGCGGCAGAAGGCGGCGGAGCUGCUUGAGAAGGCGAAGGCCUCCGCCCCGUCCAACCUGAAGCUGUUCUGAUCUUAGUGAAGUUGGUGUCAACUCAAAUCGGAUGCCCGAGGAUGUUGCUUGAGACGUUUUCUCACCACCAUCCUUUUCGUUGCCCAAACAGCCGGGUGUACCUCUUCGACUUUGACUCACGGGUUGCCCCAGCCUGAUGGCAAUUUUCGAGGGCCCGCAUGCAUCGAAGAGAUGCAAACCUAGGGCCCACUUCAGAGCCGAGCGCGGAGUUUCAUGGGCACAACCGGACCGACUGGUUGGGG